This is a messenger RNA of Drepanopeziza brunnea f. sp. 'multigermtubi' MB_m1, 1173 nucleotides long. RefSeq lists its product as uncharacterized. Gene Ontology annotation, cellular component: mitochondrial inner membrane. Gene Ontology annotation, molecular function: coenzyme A transmembrane transporter activity. The record is from RefSeq and is a predicted model, not a curated record. Gene Ontology annotation, biological process: mitochondrial coenzyme A transmembrane transport. Lineage: Eukaryota; Fungi; Ascomycota; Leotiomycetes; Helotiales; Drepanopezizaceae.
AUGCCCUCGGCCCUCCUUAACAAUGUCUCUCCACCCGCGAUACUCAAGGACAAGGGAAAGGACAGACCACGAGAGAUGCAAGAAACCGAAAAACACCAGAAGGAGCUGGCUAGAUGCCCGACCGACGACGACGACGACACGGUAGCGUCAAAAAGCAAGAAGCGUCAUAAACAAAGCUUCGACUAUAUAUGGCGGACCGGCGUGGCAGGUGGGCUGGCGGGGAGUGCGGCCAAAUCCUUAGUCGCCCCCCUCGACCGCGUCAAGAUCCUCUUCCAGGCCUCGAACCCCCAAUUUGCCAAAUACACCGGCAGCUGGUUCGGCGUCGUAACGGCCAUGAACGACAUCUACAAGGACGACGGUGCGCGUGGUCUCUUCCGGGGGCAUUCGGCGACCAUCCUCCGUAUCUUCCCCUACGCAGCUAUCAAGUUCCUAGCCUACGAACAGAUCCGCUCUGCCAUCAUCCCCUCCCCCGCUCAAGAAACGCCCCUCCGUAGACUCCUGUCUGGAUCCCUUGCAGGUGUCACAUCGGUGUUCUUCACAUACCCAUUGGAAGUGAUCCGAGUCCGACUAGCCUUCGAGACGAAGCGGGACUCACGCUCCUCACUAUCAAAUAUCUGUAAGCGCAUAUUCAACGAAGCCCCCCCACCAGCAAAACCCGUAUCGGGACCGGCCGUGGUAGGAGCGACUGCUGAGGCAGUACGCGCUGUGGCACCCCGUGCCGGGAUAGCAAAUUUUUACCGCGGGUUCAGCGCGACGAUCCUCGGCAUGUUACCAUACGCAGGCAUGUCCUUUCUCACCCACGAUACAGCCGGCGACGUGCUACGGUACCCUCUCCUAGCACCGUACACCACCCUUCCGAAACCUGCCAACUAUCCUCCCAAUAAACCCCCGCCCCUACGAUCCUGGGCCGAGCUUUUCGCAGGCGGAAUCGCAGGCCUCGUCUCCCAAACAUCAGCGUAUCCAUUAGAAGUCAUAAGAAGACGGAUGCAGGUAGGAGGCGCAGUCGGGAACGGGCAUCGUCUCAGUAUCCGGGAGACGGCGAAGAUGAUCUUCAGAGAGAGGGGCGUCAUGGGGUUCUGGGUCGGAUUGAGCAUUGGGUAUGUAAAGGUUGUGCCGAUGGUGGCCGUCAGCUUUUACGUUUAUGAGAGGGGGAAGACGUGGUUGGGGAUCUGA